Messenger RNA from Fusarium poae, 984 nucleotides. RefSeq lists its product as uncharacterized. The transcript is spliced from 9 exons. Gene Ontology annotation, molecular function: methyltransferase activity. The record is from RefSeq and is a predicted model, not a curated record. The coding region runs from base 1 to 984 and encodes 327 amino acids. Lineage: Eukaryota; Fungi; Ascomycota; Sordariomycetes; Hypocreales; Nectriaceae.
AUGGAAGCCGAAGAUGGUACCGUGCCUCUGGACGAAACCUUUACUGAGAUAGUUGAGCAUUGUGGACGUACUUACCAGCAUUACUCCUUGAAGAACGAUACUUAUUUCGCACCUAUCGAUGAGGUAGGACUGAAGAAGCUUCCAAUGUCGCAGUCUUCAGCAGAAAAUAACAUAUCUCUCCAGGACGAAAUUUCGCGUCUUGAGAUGAUGCAUGGAGUCCUCAGCAGUCUCUUCGACAGGCGUCUUAUAUUCCCUCCCAUCAGGUCCCCACGAAGAAUCCUUGAUUGUGGCUGUGGUACUGGAGACUGGGCGAUGGAAGUCGCUACACAAUACCCUGAUUCGGAGGUUCUUGGCAUCGAUGUAAGCCCGCACAUGAUACCAGAAAACCCUCCCGACAAUAUGGAGCUUCAGGUUGAUGAUUUGAACGCGAGGUUCACAUUUGAGCCCAACCACUUUGAUCUGGUCCAUAGUCAGAUGGUAGCAGGAGGAAUUCAUGCAAAUCGAUGGAGAGGCUAUAUCCGAGACAUCUUCCGCGUCUUGAAGCCUGGUGGCUGGUGUCAAAUUGUUGAGAUAUACUUCAAUGCCCAGUCUGAUAAUGGUACAUUGACCCCCGAUCAUGCUUUGUCACAGUGGUCAAGACAAUACUUGGAAAGUCAGGAGCCACACCACGACCCGCGAGCACCAUUGCAAAUGGCGAGCUGGAUGAGAAGUGCUGGCUUUACCGAAGUCGAAUCGAGACUCAUGACAUUACCAAUGUGCGGUUGGUCGAGCAUUCCUCGAGAUUAUGAGAUCGGUGUGUCGAAUAAGGACAACGUGAGCCAGCUGUUGUCUUCGUUGGCUCUGUACCCCUUCACGCAAUUUCUUGGGAUGUCUUUUAACGAUUUCCAACUUUUGGUAGCCCAAGCGAGAAGCGAAGCAAGCAACCCGGCUUUCAAGGCAUACUUUCCCCUUUAUGUUUGUAUUGGCAAAAAGCCGCGCCGAUAG